This is a messenger RNA of Spodoptera litura, 1943 nucleotides long. Its product is annotated as ecdysone oxidase-like. The record is from RefSeq and is a predicted model, not a curated record. Gene Ontology annotation, molecular function: oxidoreductase activity, acting on CH-OH group of donors; flavin adenine dinucleotide binding. Lineage: Eukaryota; Metazoa; Arthropoda; Insecta; Lepidoptera; Noctuidae.
CAACUUGGCUUGGAAAAUAUAGAUUUUUCACUAAUACUUCUUCAUGAAGUUUCAUUAAUUAUAAGUGUUUGCUGUGGUGAAAAUCCUGUAUUUAUAGGUUUGACUGUGUUCAAUAUAUAAUCAUAUUAACGCAGGUGACAAUGAACACCACCGCUCAAUUGGCGCAGAUAGCAAACGUCCAGAGCGCUUUCAGCGUCCUGGCGAUGCUCAACAUGUAUGGCUACUUGUAUCCCGAAGAUGCGAAGGUUUCUGAUGGAGACACGUAUGACUACAUAGUUAUAGGAGGUGGCACUGCAGGAUGUGUGGUGGCUGCUAGGCUGGCUGAAGCAAACUUUAAGACCUUGAUAAUAGAAGCAGGUCCUAACCCAAGCAUAGAUAAUAACUUGCCAGGCUUAGUGACUUACCUUAUUAACUCUCAUUCUACAUGGAACUUCACUACACUGGACGAUGGAUUUACGGAGAAGUGCCAUCAACAGGCAGGAGUUUACGAUCGGGGUUAUGUUCUAGGAGGCUCUGGCGCUGUUGACUACAUGAUAUAUUCACGUGGAAACCCUAGAGACUACGAAAGAUUUUCUAUAGCGAGCAACGACCCUUCUUGGAAUUGGACUAAUAUGCAAAAAUACUUCAAAAAAAGUGAAAAACUAUAUGAUACACGUGUUCUCAAGUCACGCUAUGGAAAAUAUCAUGGCACUGAAGGUAAUAUUGGAGUGACAAAAGAAAAUCGAUCAGUAUGUGACGAAUAUUUGGAAGCUUAUAAAAAUGCUGGUGAACCAGUUGUUCUUGACGGCAUUGGAGCUGGUAUUUUGGGAUAUUCUACAGCCUUGUACCACAUUGCGGAAGGGGUUCGUACUGAAACUGCCACCGGUUAUCUGACUCCUAUUAAAGACAAUCCUAAUUUACACAUAACGAGAGGCAGUAUGGCAACAAAAAUAAUUUUUGACGAUAACAAAACUGCUGUAGGUGUAGAAUUUGUUAAGAAUGGCCAAACUAUAACCGUGAAAGCAAGGAAAGAAGUAAUUCUCACAGCUGGUCCUUUUAAAUCACCACAAUUGCUUAUGCUAUCAGGAAUAGGUCCUAAAGACGAUUUGGAGGGAAUGAAUAUAGACGUCAUAUCAAAUCUUCCUGUAGGGAGAAAUCUGCAAAAUAGUAUAGGACCAAUGAUGUGUUUUAAAACAAACAGGGAAGCAAACCCUGAGCCUUUCGAUGCACAUCAGCUCGUUGCACCAAUGAUAAUAGGCAACACGGCUCUGAACAAAUCUAGCCACCAUCCAGAUUAUGUAACCGUGAACUUCAUUGUCGAUGACUAUUCAUACUUUUUAUCAUUUUGUGCAUUUACCAUUGGUUUAGAAAACUCAGUUUGUGACCGGAUAUACUCUUUAGCUGACAACAAGCAAAUGUUAUUAACAGUGUUGCUAAAUGUGAUUCCUAAAUCUCAGGGAGUGGUGAAGUUAAGGAGUACUGAUCCCUUCGACCAGCCGCAAAUAUUCAACGGGUAUUACUCGAACGACGAAGAUUUAGAUGCUGUUGUUGAAUACAUGAAGGAUUACGUUAGAAUAGAGGGUUUUUCGAAGUUUCAAAGCAUGGGUUUAGAGUUUUUGAAGGCUACAGACAAAUGUGACCAGUUCGAGUUUGGAAGCACGGAGUACUGGCGAUGUUACGCAUUAUGUAUGGUAGCAUCGACUAUAUUCCAUUGUGGUACUUGUCCUAUGGGUACUGUGGUGGACAAUCAAUUGAAUGUGAUAGGAGUGCACAGACUUCGAGUCGUGGAUGCUAGUGUAAUACCUAAUCCUGUAAGUGGUAGCAUUUUUGCCCCACUAGUUGCAGUUGCAGAAAGAGCAUCGGAUCUUAUAAUUAAAAGCACCCAUUAGAAAUGUUAAGUUACAAAUUAAAUGGGUAGCAUUUUCAAAACAAAUUGAUUGAUGAAAUAAACAUUUAGAGCAGUU